This is a messenger RNA of Sorghum bicolor (sorghum), 993 nucleotides long. RefSeq lists its product as uncharacterized. The coding region runs from base 170 to 652 and encodes 160 amino acids. The record is from RefSeq and is a predicted model, not a curated record. Lineage: Eukaryota; Viridiplantae; Streptophyta; Magnoliopsida; Poales; Poaceae. The transcript is spliced from 3 exons.
AGCAUAUGGUUGCAUCGCAGCGUUAUCCGCUACCCCGAUCCCGCCGCGGCCGCGUGCUUCUCUUCCUCACCCUCUCCAUCCGAGCUCCAGGACGGGAGGUGAGGUGCUUCUGCUUGCUCACGUGCGGACGAUCGAUCCACCCUGCAGCUGCAGGUCCAGGUCCCGAGCUAUGCAGCACAUAACCAGCGCGUGCAAGCCGAGUCACGCCUCGUGCGCAGCAGCAGCCGCGCCCCUGCCGCCGCCGCCGCCCAGGCCAUUGCUCAGACGAGCAGCAGCCGUCCCCAUCCCCAGCCGUCGUGUUGCAGCUAGAGACGCAGCCUCCAGACUGGCGAUCCGGAGGAGAUGCCAAGAGGAUGACAAGCAGCAGCAGCAGCAAGAAGAAGCGGCGACCAACGAGGAGCAGAAGAGGACCUUCCUGAGCCUGGAGGAGGCCGGGCUGGUGGAGAUGUCCGGCCUCAGCACGCACGAGCGCUUCCUCUGCCGCCUCACCAUAUCGUCACUGAACCUGCUGAGGGUGAUAUCGGAGCAGGAGGGCGUCCCGAUCGAGGAGCUCAACGCUGGCCGCGUCUGCGACUGGUUCCUCAAGGACAAGCUCAAGAGGGAGCAGAACAUCGGCACCGCCGUCCUGCAGUGGGACGACCCUGGCUUCUAGCUCCACUACCAUCCUAAGCGCAAUCUUGUUCAGAUUCUGAAAAAAUACUAGAGGAGCAAGCACAGCGUGGACGACCAUAGUGCAACAGAGUUUAAUGUGUCAAUGCCAUUGCAGGAUGCUCAUGGUUGACAAGAGUUUGAUGCCACCAUGUUCGCUUGUUCAGUCUUGAUCAUACCUGUAAUCCACUUGUGUUCAGGCUAAACUUCCCCAUUCGGCCAUGUGUGGUUCAGGCCCUUUUGGGGUGAGCAACCAAGCUACAAAGUUCAGUAUUUUUGAUUAUUUCGGUUUGUAGAAUGGGUUCGUCAAAUCGGUCUAUGCAAUAAUGAUUUCAUCCCAACUCA